ACCACGAUGCACCCUGGGAGACUGUCUCGCAUUUCCUGAGAAGGCUGGAGCAUGUUUACUUCAUGCUGGCUGAACCGCUCACCCUAGAAAACUACAAGGCACAGUUUGGCGAGGAGAACCCUUUCGAUGCUGAAGACAUGAAGCAGCUGAGCGACUCCGAAACCUUCGAUUUCGAGUCCAUGCCACUUCCUCGGGUGGUUGGACAGGUUGGUGAUGAAGGGGAAGGUGGUCCUCGGAGAUACAGCACGUUUCCUUCCGGUUUGAAGCGUGUGUUUUGGGGCGAACCAGCCGACGACCAAUCGUAUGAUGACGGGGAGGAAGAGAAAGACUAUGAUCACGAACCUUCUGACAGGCUCCCUAUGGACCAUAGCACAAGGCAGAAUUACAGACUCUACUUCUUCGGCAAGCAUCACCGGUUCACGUCGGAGGAUGUCUGGGGACACAACAUCGUCUGGCAUUCGAGGAUAUUCCAACCUGCUGUGAAGAAUGGAAAGUGGGUCAUGGCAAUGAAGGAGGCCGAUGGCAAGUGGAGUGGAAUGAAGAGACUGGGAGCGGGUACAUUUAAGAGAACAGCGAGAGAUGCUUUAGUGGAGCAUUUGAGUCUUAUGAACCCCGAAAGGAGCGAUCCGGACGUCGUUGCGUAUGCAGAACAAAAGCUAAAGAAGUUGUACGCCAGCAAAAUGUUGGAGUUUCGAGUGCCUUUCUAUACACUCGAAACGGCCUUGUCUCGUGGCAUUGACUGGCGCAUGCCGCAACCUCCGUCGGGCGGUCAGCAUCCGAGAGGGGGUGGAGGAGGAGACGAAGGAGAGGGCGGAGGUGGCGGAGGAGACGGCUCACAGAUUGUCGGAAAGGGGACAGGCGAGACGUCAUCGGGAGAGAGGGCGUCCGGCGGAAAGGGGUCAGGCGGAAAGGACUCGGGCAGAAAGGGGUCGGGCGGGAAGGGGUCGGGUGGGAAGGGGUCGGGCGGAAAGCAUAGAACGUCCGGGAGUCCCCAGUGUAUGGAAACUGACCCCCACUACGUAGAGAGUCGAGAUUCCGACAUGCGAGACGAGGCCACCCUAAGGUCUGAUCAAAUGCGAGUAGAUUCGCACUUGUCUGCGAGGACUUUGUUUCCUGUUGCCGGGAAGAGUCCAUCCCGCCGUGCGCAGCAGAGGUCUCCUGUGCUCAACACCUUGCUCCCGAAAGAGGGCGCGUCUUUGUUUUACCUGGAGGGCGGGAUGCCUGUAUUGCGAAGGAGCGUCUUUGUUUUACCUGCCGCCAUAAGUGCUCCUCACGCGGCAGUUCCGCGGGCCGAAGAAAAUGUGACGUCCUGCCCCCCGCAUCUUCAGUUGGACACAGGGUUCCCCUGCUCACCUCCGUUCUCAUAUGUUGACACUCGAGACUGGUGGUCUCACGACAUGUUGGAGGGGGCCCCUGCAGGAGUGUUGGAGACCGGGCGUGGCGAGUGCGAACAUCAUGCUUCGGAGGGUGUGCCAAUCGACGUUGGCAGCAAGAGUGCAGCAGCUCGUGGGAAAGAGGAGCACUCUCCGGGAACGCGUGCUAUACAGCGGGAAGAGGAGACUCAACCAGCUCCGGGGGAAACGCAUGCUCUGCAGCGGGAAGAGGAGACUCAACCCUGGCCGGCUCGUGAAGUCCUGAAGGGGCUCGACGUUGGAGUGCUGGUGAUCGGGACGUCCGAAGAGGUUCUGCACAGUCGUUCGGUUGUGGCCACGACGAGAGAGGGUGUCGUCAAGGGAGGUCAGUGGACGUUCGUGCAAGCUCCCGUUUUUGGCGAUGAUGAAGGCGAAGAAGAACCCGCGGUGGAAGCUCGGGUUCAUGGUGAUGAGAAAGGCGGAGAACCCGUGGUGGAAGGCGGUGAGGGUGGUCGAGCGUCUGUCCUCAGCACUGCUCGGGGAAUGGUGCUUCAUGAAACCAUAGAGUUGGGGGACGACUCGGCUGCCACCGAGCUAGUUAGCGACUCAUGCGUGGCCGAGGUGCAGAACGUCGAAUCCUCCGUGGAAGGCGGUGAGGUGGCCGUCAGCAUCAAGAUGGAUCCAGAGCGGAAAGAUCAUGAUUCUCCGUCCACCCGUUGCGGUGCAGCACAGGGUGAUCGAGCAUCUGUCCUCAGUACGGGUCGGGAAAUGGUGCUUCAUGAAGUCAUUGACUUGCCUAGCUACUCAGCUGCCACAGAGCUGGUUAGCGACGUAGCCGUGGCCGAGGUGCAGAACGUCGAAUCGUCCGUGGACGUUGGCGCAGUGAUGCGACAGGAGGGCGAGUUCCCUCAAAGGGCUCCCGAGCACGGUAAGAUUUGUGAAUAGGAAGGAGCACUCGCAUAUCUGUUACUAGCCAGCACUGUGUUCGUCCAAAUUGAUGUGAUGGGCUCAUGCACCUUUUGC
Messenger RNA from Chara braunii, 2375 nucleotides. Lineage: Eukaryota; Viridiplantae; Streptophyta; Charophyceae; Charales; Characeae. The record is from the annotation of a GenBank genome assembly.